AUGGUCGGUGCCUCCGGACGCGGCCGCUUGUCUCGGGGAUCCCGGGCGACGUGUCGCUGCCUCUGGCCGGGGGCGGCCGCUCGGCCGGUCAGCGCAGCCCUAGCGCCUGGUGAGCAGCAGCGCAGAGCCGCCGGCAACCUCCGCGCAUGCGCCAGCCGCUGGCUCAGCGCCGGCAAAGCGAAGCCGCUGCAAAGUUUGCAGACAUGCAACGGUGCAGCGCAGGACUGCAACCUCCAGUGCAACUCCGGCCAGUGCAGCGUUGCAGAGAGCGGCUCCGUCCAGCAACUCCGAGGAGACACGGGAUCCUCAGCGGGUGACCCGCCGGGGCUUCCAGAAGGUUCUGCUCCUGUACCACACCCGCAGUAUCUGCGGGUCCCGGAGCUGGUGCAUUGGUUUGUCCCCCGCCCCGUCCCCGGCCCGCAGCUUCACUUUCGUUUCAGUCGAAGUGAGAGUGUGGAGUGUGGGAGGAGAGGGGAGUGUCCGCCCCGCCCGCCCCGUCCGCCCCGUCCCCUCCCCUCCCCUCCCCUCCCCUCCCCCGGGGGCGGCGCUCCGCCAUCGCCCAGUCGGUCAGCGGCGGGAGGGACGGAGGCAGAGCCGGCAGCCGGUUCCCACGGACGGAGGCAGAGCCGGCAGCCGGUUCCCCGCAGCAGAUCCGAACGCAGUGGGUCCGAGCCCGGUCCGGGCACCGAGCCCUCCGCAAUGCUCCGCACCCUGGGUUUGGCUGCACUGCUGCUGACGGCAGAAUUAUAUAUUAUUUCAGCUGAGGGCAAUGGGACAGGAACAUUGCUCAGUACAACUGGAUCACAAAAUGUUUCGGAAGAAAAUCCACUCUUCAACCUGAACACAUCUUCAGCAGCCAGCAUAGACCUCUUCAGGAAUGAGUCAAGUGAACCCUCAACAACCACUGCUGCCCUGACCACCAAACUUUCCUCUCCUUUCUCAGUGACAACAAUCAAAAGUACCACAGGCAGCCUCUCAAAAUCUACUCCACUGCCAAUGACCACUUCUGCAGGGCAAUCAACAGAUGUUACGAGUACUUCACAAACACCUUCGAGUGUAACUGCGAUUUUUGAUGUCACAACAGCAGAGUCAGAUUCUAGUUCUGUCAUGAAUGGGAGCACAUCUUUAACAACUGAAUCAGCACAUACCAGUACAGAAUGGGUGGGGAGUUACACUACUGUAUGGCAGUCUCCCACUUCGGUCCAGUCAACCCAUGGUAGAACAAAUUCAACAAAUACCACCACUUCAAAUUUAACUGGAUCAAUGCAUGUCAGUACGUCACAACCAAGGACAGAUCACACCAGAGUACCACCGCCUACCACUUCAGCCCAGAUAACAGUGUCGUAUUCAACCUCAACCAGCCAAGCUACUCCAUCCCUCACCUCAUCAAGUAUAACCAGUGUAUCACAGUCAACGUCAGCUUCGACGCAGUCAACCGGUGAUGUUAGUACAUCGCUAACUACCAUAACCACAGCCCAAUCAACAGGUACAAGUGAACAGCAGUCACCCACCACUGUAAACCAGUCAACCAAAGCCACACAAGCACCAAAUGCAACUUCCACAGUUAACCAGACAGAAGGCAGCACAAGUGCAUCAGAAACCACGGCUACCACAAGUGGAGUGACAUCAACAACAGCUACUGUGGCCACAUCUGCGUCUCCGUCCACCGUGACUGCACAAGUUUUACACCAGCCCAGUCUGGUGAUCCCAAGCACCACAGCAAAGUCCACCACUCUCUCAACGCAGCAGACCCACAGGAAGAUUCAGCAAACAGCAGGAGGUCUGAGCACAGGAAGUAUAGUGGCAAUCUCAUUCAUGAUUAUCGUGGUGAUGUUGGUGCUGAUCGGAGGAGUCAUGUACUUCAAGUUAAGGAGUUCUCCGUACGGACGGUUGCUGGAUGACCAAGAAAGUGGCUCCUGGGAGAACUACAAUAACCCGUUGUAUGAUGAUUCUUAAUAAACUGGGCAAAAUGCAUAGACUAUUCAGUCAGGGCGAGAGAACUUGGGCCAUUAACUCAUGACUGAAAUGUGAUUUCCACCAACACCAUGGCCAAGUAUCAUCAGAGUGAUGUUAAUUCUUCCCAUUUUGUUCACUCUGGUUUAAAUUUGCUUCUCUUCCCCAUGACACUUGCCCAUCCCAACCUACCGCCUCACCCCCAUCUCGUCCCUCACCCCCAUCUCGUCCCUCACCCCAUCCCAAACCUCACUCCCACCCCCCAUCCCGACCCAUCCCAACCCACCCCCCAUCCCGACCCUCACUCCCAUCCUAACCCUCACUCCCACCCCCAUCCCAACCCUCACUCCCACCCCCAUCCCAACCCUCACUCCCAUCACUUGGUUUGGCAGGUUAUUCCAUCAAAACCCAAAGGCUGUUGAGGAGACAGCCAAUGUUUGGACAAACCGCUAAGUACUGAGAGGAUAUUCUGAGCUCAGGGUGAGGUUACUUCUGGGGCAACUUCCAUUGUCCCAACCCUACUUCCGUUUUAACUUCACUAAAACUGGCAUAUAUUUUAUUGUUAUAUACAGAAAUAUCAUCUCUGUCAUAGGUGCUUGAACCUUAAUGCUUACUAAAGUUUGACUUAAUUUUCAGCCCUAAGUAAGAUUGGGAAUCAGGUAAGAAAGUCCAACCUGCUUGAGCCCUGCUCUGAAACACAACUAUUUCAAGGUUUGCUUAAUGCAAGGUAUGGAGUAAUAAACAUAUCUGAGUAUCUUUCAAGGUGUCGUCUUGCAAGAACUUUGUAAUGUGCAGCACUCUGUUAGAGAUGAGCAGCUACCACAGAGAGAGAGAGAGAGCUGGAAGUGAGUGCAAACCCCCAAAUCCUACUGAUCCCCUGAGCCACCCACACCACUGGCCAGGGAAGCCUCAUGAAAUAACCCCUUUAGUUUGAAGCUUCGUUCAGUUUUCCCUCCAUGUCUGAGAUUAGUUGAGUUUUAAACUAAUUUGACAAACAAUAUGGCCAGUCAGAGUUAUCAUCAAAUAUUGUUUGAAUAUCACAACUGGGAAAUGCCUUGGGGAUGUUAUCCAGGUUAAAGGCACCAUAGAAAUGUAGUUUGUGACCUGGAGAUCACCAGUUCCACCCUCACAGAGUCUGAGAGUUAUACAGCACGUACACAGGCUCUACGGCCCAACUUAUCCAUGCUGACCAAGGUGCCUUCCUGAGCUAGGCCCAUUUGCCUGCAUUUGGCCCAUAUCCCUCUAAACCCUUCCUGUCCAUGGACCUGUCCAAAUGUCUUCUAAACAUUGUAAUUGUACCCGCCUCUACCACUCCCUCUGGCAGCUCGUUCCACACACCCACCACCCUCUUGUGUGAAAAACUUGCCCUUCAGGUCUCCUCUAAAUCUUCCCCUCUCAGCUUAAACCUGUGCCCCCUGGUUUUAGACUCCCCUACCCUUGGAAAAGGACUGUGAGGGGCUUAGAUAGGGUAGAUAGUCAAUGUUAUAAACCUCCAGAAGGGUCAACCCUCAGCCUCCUUUGCUCCAGGGAAAACGGUCCUGGCCUGUCCAGUCUCUCCUUAUAACUCAAACCCUCCCUCAUUAACCAGGUCAACUGGUUAGUGUAACUGAAGUGAACUGGGGUAACUGUAUUCCCGUAGGAUGCAGGGUUACUUUUAACAUGGUACAAAUGGGAGCGAGUUGUAUAUUCCAGUUCUAAUUCCAAAGUAAAGCUCGUGAGGAAUUAGGGUGGCUGGUUAGGAAAUAAAUCUAUGAUUGAUUGCAAUGGCUCAAAUGACUUGUGCUUUGCCAAAGAUGCCAUGUAGUCAGCUGAAAGGCUGCCAAGAAAUCGAAGGCUGUGGUCAAGUUCUAAGCAACUGAAUCAAAAAGGAAAGAAGUGGAUUUUACAGUAGAUGAAGCAAAGGUUGGAAUGGCAGAGAUGGUGUUUCUGCACAUAACAAUAAAUUAUACACCAGCUCUAGUGGAGUUAAGUAAGGAGAGUUGGAACAACAGAGAUUGCCCCAGAGGUAACCUCACCCCCAGCCCAGAAUAUCCUGUCAGUGCUUAGCUGGCAGGAAAAGGGAAAGAUAAAAAUUGGUUGAAUUAUUUAUGUUUCACAGAGGUUUAUAGGAAAGCUGACGUUGUACUGAACCAUUGAUCAAAUAUUGGAUUUCAUGGACAGAGUUUAUGAUUAUUUGUCCAAAGAAGAUUUGCUGAUCCUAGUGGAUCAGCGCUGAGGUCAGUUUUGAAGAAGAAGGACAUCACUCAUAGAGUCACACAGCACAGAAACAGGCCUUCGGCCCACUGUGCUCAUACUGACCAUCAUGUUCCCUUCUAUAUUGAUCCUGUUUACCAGCACAUGGUCUGCAGCCUCCUAUACCCGAGCUGUUCAAGUGCUUGUCCAGAGACUUCUUAAAUGUUGAAGUCAACUUCCAGAAGUGAACUGAACUGUUCAAAGCCAGGAGAUUGAGGUAGGGAGGGUCCCAAGUUCAGAGAAUGUGGAUUUAAGCAAAUUCUUUAUUGGAGUCUUUCAGUAAAGAUCUCUGAUCAAACCUGGAGAUAAUGCACUGGUUGAUGCUCCAUUGCAGCUGGGCUGAUGCUGCAGCACAUCAGACUGCAGCACUGCCAGAGGUGCUGUCUGUCAGGUGCAGCGUUAACUUGAUCUGCCAUCUGCCCCUGAAGUGAGUGUAAGAAGUCCCAAAUAUGCCAAGAGUGGGCCAGUAUCCUUGGUGUGUCCAAUAAUUAUCCCUCAACCAAUAAACAGUUCAUCUGGUCCUUGUCACUCAGCUGUUUGUGGGAGCUUGCUGUGUACAAAAUGGCUGCUAUAUUGCUUACAUUGCAAAAGUGACUAUAUAAUUGAGGACUAAAAUACUGGGUGUCCUGAGGUUGCAAAAGGCGCUAUUGAAAUGCAGCUCUCCUUUCUAUUGUACUAAAUAACCACAUACCAAGAAGGAAAGUGAUGUAUCGCUUAACAAAACAGAAAUGGUGUGUGAACUACCAGUAUUUAUUCCAUCGUUAUUGCAUAGACGGCAGGUGCUGGAGUCUGGAGCAAAAUGAAACAAGGGACUCAGUGGGCCAGGCAGCGUCUGUGGAGGGAGACAGACAGCUGACGUUUGACUUAUUGUAGAGUGUCUAAAUGCUUCAAGCCAUGCAAAAGUUAGAAAUGGUGAGUGUGUGUUGUUAGAGGAGUGUUCUUUGCACUGUGUACUAAUGUAAAGCCAAAAUUUAAUUAUUUUUUUGAGAUUGUGUUGGACUAUAUUUCACUUUUAAACAUAUCUGUCCCUGGAAGAGGAGGCCUAAUGAAUAUUAAGUCAGAUAACUGUUUGAUAUCUCCCUCUCUUCUGCAAACUAUCAAGUAACCCUUCAAGAGGGGGAGAAGCAGGUGACAUCAAAGAGUAAACAAUGAGGCAUGCCUUGGUUUCCAUGGCUAAUCUUGAAGCAGCUUAUUAAUUUAUGGCAAAUAAUAAACAGUUAAUUAUU
Pristis pectinata (smalltooth sawfish) is the source of this 5411-nucleotide messenger RNA. RefSeq lists its product as uncharacterized. Gene Ontology annotation, cellular component: early endosome; Golgi apparatus; late endosome. Bases 1 to 1956 code for a protein of 651 amino acids. The record is from RefSeq and is a predicted model, not a curated record. Lineage: Eukaryota; Metazoa; Chordata; Chondrichthyes; Rhinopristiformes; Pristidae. The transcript is spliced from 5 exons.